AGCGGCAGCGUAAGCUGGAAAGCGUUCACGGGGCAUUUUUCGUUGUGAUACGCCGAAGAAAUUCAGGGGCAACCGAGGAGAGGGUUCACUCGAGAGGGGGGUGGUUUCGAGGCUGAGUAGGGAGCUUGCGCCUAGCCAGGCCGACUGGUUCGAGCUUCCGAGCUUUGGAGCAGCAGCCAGUCGCCGGCUGCCGGGCCACGACCUCGCAUCUCGUCCGGCUCUCGUUCAUCCCCCGAGGUCUCGCGACCACGUUUCUGACACUCGACCGCCCACUCGAUCGAGUGCACCCGGCUCCGCGAUCGACCACUCGACUCGCGAGCUGUAUGCUCCGCGUAUCGCGCGUCGUUUCCCAUCGUUCGCGACGUCGAGCAUCGUACAGUGACGGGUCGGAAGUUUUUCCAAGGGAAGAUUUCUUGUGCCGGUAUCGCCGAUAGUGAGGCUUAAUCUCGGACCAGUGCGACGUGGGGAACACAGCCGGGAGUACCAGCAGAGGCUGCAUCUGUUUGUUUCAUUUUUUCAUCGACUCGGAGGAUGGCGGAUGGGUGACAGACGUGGGAUCCGUGAUCCAGCGCGGGUUAAAGCUGUUUUUCGGCAACGGGGGAACCAUGUGAGGUUUCGACCAUGAGGUGUGGCGGUCAGAGCGGUGUCUGGAUAGCAAGCGUGAUCAUACUGUCAAUUGGAUGCUGGGUUGGCAAAGUUGGGCCACGACCAGUCGAUGGCGAGACUGCACACCUGACGUCGCCGAGGGAAAGGUUGGAGACCGUGCGACAGGUUCUUUCCGAGGUGCCUUUGAUCGACGGGCACAAUGACCUACCCUGGAACAUUAGAAACUUCGUCCACAACCAGCUGGCUGAGUUCGACUUCGACAAGGAUCUACGACAGGUCGCGCCCUGGAGCAAGAGCGCGUGGAGUCAGACCGACCUGGUUAGACUUCGCCAGGGCAUGGUUGGGGGUCAGUUUUGGGCUGCCUACGUGCCGUGCGAGUCUCAGCAUCUCAACGCGGUCCAGCUGACUUUGGAGCAGGUGGACCUCAUUAAGAGGCUCAUAGAGAAGUACUCGCAACACAUGCAGUUUGCUGCAUCUUCAAGGGAGAUCCUGGAGGCCCACGGAAGGGGCAGGAUAGCUUCCCUGAUCGGGGUGGAGGGUGGACAUAGCCUAGGAAGUAGUUUAGCCGUUUUAAGGACACUGUAUCACUUGGGUGUACGGUACCUCACGCUCACGCACACUUGUAACACACCAUGGGCGAAAAGUUCGUCGGUGGAGGACGGAAAUGAGGACAGUGGUCUGACGGAGUUCGGUAAAGCUGUGGUCCAGGAAAUGAAUAGGCUCGGAAUGCUGAUAGACCUUAGUCACACAGCGAGGGCUACCAUGAGGGACGCUUUAAAGGCCAGCAGAGCGCCCCUCAUUUUUUCUCACUCGUCGGCCUUUGCCAUUUGCAACUCCUCGAGAAAUGUUCCCGACGACAUUCUAAAGCAGCUGGCUGCUAACGGUGGUCUGGUGAUGGUGACAUUUUAUAACUACUUCGUGAAGUGUGGCUCACAGGCAACCGUCUCCGACGUCGCCGAGCAUAUUUACUACAUUAGGAACCUAAUUGGCGUGGACCACAUCGGCGUGGGUGGCGACUUCGAUGGGAUCAACAAAACACCCCGAGGACUCGAGGAUGUCUCGAAGUAUCCAGAAUUGUUCGCCGAACUCCUCCGAAGUGGGAAAUGGAACGUGCUCGACUUAAAGAAAGUCGCCGGUCUGAAUUUGCUGAGGGUCCUCCGACAGGUGGAACGCGUGAGGGACGACAUGAGAACCGCCGGAGUAACGCCAUCGGAAGUGUACCUUCAAGAUUCAUCUGGCACAAACAAUAACUGUGCGCUCGACAUCAACUCCGUGCAGAGGGUCAUGGAAGUUUGAUCGUUCUAUCAGUUGGAGAACUACUUCUUCGCGAUCUCCCUGCCGUCCUAUUCUCGACAACGGACAUAAUUACGUCGGGGGUCAGGGAAAUCCGUGCGCGAUCGGAAGGAGGGACCUUCCCCCGUCGCUUGAUCCUUGCGCACUCUGUCCCUAUUAGAUGCUCAAUCAGGAUAACGUUAAAAUGGAAAAACCUACCUCGAACGAAGUCACGCGAACACGGUACACGGCUUCGAAUUUCUCAUUUGCUCGACAGUAGGUUUUCAUUAUCCAAAGCGCAGGCAGAAUUAUUUUUUAACGAACCUUUAAUGAUGGACACAAAAUCCCUUAUUGAAUUCUCACCUAUUUCUUACGAGAACAGAGCUAAUAUCGGCCAAGCGAUACGAUCAAUCAUGCAUAGUUUAAGACACGAGCUCGAACGAAAGAAAACGAUUACGACAAUAUAGAGGUCUUUUCUAAACCGUGGCACUCUUGUAUUUUAAGAGAAAAGUAUUGUGUGUGAACCCGGCUGUGUAUCUUCCUACGUCUUCCCCCUCUCCUCUCAUUGCACCGAAGAAAACACGUGCACCUUAGCGUCGAAAAUCAAGGAAUCAAAGCUGAGCACCCAUUAUCGAGCGAAUCGUUAGUUUAUCUGAAAAAAAAUCGUUGUAAUCGUUAAUAAAAAGAAAACGUUUCGGAAGGAAAACAUAUCGGAUUUGAUAAAGAGUGUAUGUGCAAACGACAGACUGUUGGUAACGCUGUAGAGCAAAAAAAAAAAAAAAAUUAAUCGACCGUGUAAGAGAACAAAUGCCUUUCGCGAGGUGUAAAAGCCCUCUGACAGGGCGAGGCUAAUAAUUAGGGCAUACUAUCGACUCUUCGUCGACUUGUGUCGACUUGUGUUUUUCAAGCCUCACCUGUGGACCCCCUAGAAUUAAAUUAUUAAUUGAAACAGAUGUACCUGUGGUUUGCAUUUUCUCAAUUUAAUAUUCAAAUUAAAUUUCUUUUUUUGUCGAUUUAAUUUUUUUUUUUUAUAUAUAUGUUUAUUAAAGGAUUUACAAAAGUAAAUAUGUACAAAAAUUGAUAAACGAAGAAUCCCAUUUCUGAAUUCAUUCUCGUAGCAUAUAACUAAAUUGUCGAACGAUUGAAAGUCGAUGGUUAUGCACUCAAAAUUAGCCUGAGUCAGUUGCUCACCGGGAACGAACAUCAAUGAUGUAAUUGAAACAUGUGUGCGCACAGGGAUGGGCAGAAUGUCCUAUAAUAAUGAUUUGAAUAACUACUGAUUUGUAUCCUGUUUGUAGUUAAAUGUUUAAAUAUAUUUUCCUUGGCAUUUCAAUUUAGAUGUUUGUCAGACUCGUGUGUAUAUUGCAUUAGCGUGAUGAUCGACAAUUAAAUUUUAUAUAAAUAACCUUAUCAUACAUUUUGUAUAUAUUAUUAUAUCGAUGAAUUUGUAAGUUUCUAAAAAAUGUAGAAUAUAUAAAUUGUUUUAUAAUCAAAUUUGUAAAUAUCUCGAUAAACAAUUUUGAAAGUAUUCGUGACUCUGAAAAAUGUACAUUGACUUAAUUAAUUUAUUUACUUACAAACAACUUGAAGAUCAAAUACCAUACUAAUACCAUGUACACAUGACCCGAAACAACAAUUUAUUUGUAUUUAAACUGAAUAUGUAUGAAUAUUCUUUGUUAAUUGAAUACCGAAUAAUAAUGUAUUUGGUGUUCGUAAACACAACAAAGUAUAAUUUAAUAGCUAAUAGAAAUUUGUUAUUCAAUUGCCACAAAAUAUAGUACUUCGAGUUAUUCGUCAUUUAUUCUAAAAUAUACAUAUACAUGGUGUCUACGUGUAAGUUCGGACAUACGUA
Molecule: messenger RNA, 3730 nt
Organism: Hylaeus volcanicus
Lineage: Eukaryota; Metazoa; Arthropoda; Insecta; Hymenoptera; Colletidae
Product: dipeptidase 1-like
Exons: 8
Coding region: 622-1902 (426 amino acids)
Biological process (GO): proteolysis
Molecular function (GO): metallodipeptidase activity
Source: RefSeq, a predicted model, not a curated record